GGCUCGGCUCAGCCCUUCAUUCCGCAGCGGCGGCGGCAGCGGCAGCAGCUCCGGCGGGGAGGGGGCGGCGGAGGCGGAGGGAAGGGAGCCCCGGCUCGGCGGGGAUUGAUGGCUCCCGAGCUCGGCUGCGUCCCACCGCCCCAGCCCCGCUGCUGAGCAGGAGUUACCGGCAGGAUCGACCGGAGGAAGGAGCCCGCCGGCGGAGAGAUGUCUUCUAGAAACAUGGCUGGCCAACACAUCCUUCCUCAAGCUUUGUAUCAGAGCAAUAUGCUGAAAGCCAUGAAGAUCAGAGAGAGGACACCUGAAGAUCUGGUCAAACCCCCCAGUGGAAUAAUUCACCACUUCAGGACUAUGCACAGAUACACCAUAGAAAUGUUCAGAAUGUGCCAGUUUUGUCCUCAGUUUCGGGAAACACUUCAGAAGGCCCUGACUGACCAGGCCACCCAGACUUCGCUGGAGCGCCAGAGGAAGCUCAACUGGUGCAUGGAAGUUCGGAGACUUGUCCCUUUGAAGACUAAUGGUGAUGGAAAUUGCCUCAUGCAUGCUGCAUCGCAGUACAUGUGGGGUAUUGAAGAUAUCGACCUUGUCUUAAGAAAAACAUUGUUUAGUGCACUCAGGGAGAUUGACACACGGAACUUCAAGCUCCGCUGGCAGCGGGAGGCUAUUAAAUCCCAGGAGUUUGUAGAAACGGGACUCCACUACGACACCCGGAAUUGGGAGGAGGAGUGGGAAUACCUCAUUGAAAUGACCUCCCCAGAAACAUCUGGGGCUCGAAACAGGCUUCCAUAUAAUGCACUGGAAGAAAUUCACAUCUUCAUCCUUGCUAACAUCCUCAGAAGGCCAGUCAUUGUCCUUGCAGAUAAAGUGGUGAGAAGUUUAGAGUCAGGCUCCAGUUUUGCUCCUCUGAACGUUGGUGGUAUUUACUUGCCUCUUCUUUGGCCAGCUGAAGGAUGCUACAGAUACCCAAUUGUGCUCGGCUAUGACAACAUGCAUUUUACACCACUAGUGACUCUGAAGGACAGCGGGCCAGGAAUCCGGGCUGUCCCUCUGGUCACCAGUGAACGAGGCAGAUUUGAGGAUUUGAGUGUUCACUUUCUGACAGAUGCAGAAGAGAGGGAGAAAGAGCAGCUGCUAAAAGACUACUUGAUAGUGAUAGAAAUUCCAGUGCAAGGCUGGGAUCAUGGUACAACUCAUCUAAUUAAUGCUGCAAAGUUAGAUGAAGGCAACCUACCCAAAGAAAUAAACCUCGUGGAAGAUUACUUUCAACUGGUACAGCAUGAGUACAAGAAGUGGCAGGAGAACGCUGAACCUGCUAGAAGAGAGACCUGCUCCAGGAACAGACAGGAACUGUCUUUUUCCCAGCUCUCCCUCUUACAGGUGAAAUGUGAAACACCAAAUUGCCCUUUCUACAUGUCUGUGAACACCCAGCCCUACUGCCAUGAGUGCUUUGAGCGGAGGUCCCAAGGAAGCAAGGGAAGAAAGCAGACCUCCAAAGCAGCACCCGAGAAACUGAAGGCAGCUGGGUCAGGCUCCUCCCAUGGCGACGUUUGUGAACCUGGGGGAUGGACGUCCGAAGGCCCUGUAACAGGGCCUCGCUCCGCACCUCCGACUGCUCCGAGCCUUUUCCUAUACAGUGAGACCACGGCCAUGAAAUGCAGGACACCGGACUGCCCCUUUACAUUGAAUGUGCAACACAAUGGGCUUUGUGAACGCUGCUACAACUCCAGACAGCUUGGUCCUUGCAACAACUUGGAUGACCGGAGACAUUUAGACUAUGCCACAUGCAAGGUGUGCCAUCAGAAGGCCAACAGGACCUUCAACGGCAUAUGCAGCACUUGCUUCAAAAGGUCUACAGAGCGCUCCUCAAAUGGCAGCCCCGCUUUCCUGCCCACGUGCCACCAGAGAUCGACGUCUGACCCGUCCCAGAUCUCGCAGAGCCUCCUCCAGCACUCCUGCCAUCAGGCUCCCAACAGCCGCAGCGAGGAGCCCUCGCCGCCAGCGCUGCCUCCCGAGGAGAACAGGGGAAGUAACCUCUGCAGGAAACCUGGCUGCAAGUUUUUUGGGACAUCACAAAAUGAGGGCUUUUGCACACUGUGUUUCUUUGAGUACUUGGAAAACCACGACAGCACUUUGCUACGCCACCAGAGAUCUCAGAGGAAGUCCUCGGCAGCGGGUCAGCCAGGGACCUCUGCUGCCGCCUUCCGUAACACUGUGUCCUGCCAGCGGCGUGACUGCGGCACCCUGGGCAGCAUGAUGCUCGAGGGGUACUGCCAGAACUGCUUCAUUAAAGCCCAGAACCAGCGAUUUCAGGAAGCCAGGAGGACAGAAGAACAGCUGGUGAGACAGCCAGAAAGAACGGGACAACACAGAGAUUUGCAGCGAGCAGCGUUGAGUAGCCAGAAGAGACAGUGUGCUGUGGCUUCGUGUAGAAACAACCUGGCCGGCAGAAGCAAUGACUUGUGCCAGGAGUGCCAGCGCCUUGGUCAGCUUCCGCCAUCGGGGAGUGCCAGGGACCUGGCUGCAGAGGAGCCCCCGAAGCAACGCUGCCGAGCCCCUGCUUGUGAUCACUAUGGCAAUGCCAAGUGCAACGGCUACUGCAAUGAAUGCUACCAGUUCAAACAGAUCUAUGGGUAGCGGAGGGGAGGAGUUGGUAAAGAACAAGAAAGCGAUACCAGCUACUUCCUUCACUGAAACGGUGCUAUGUCCAAAACACUUAACAGGCCUGGGAGUGGGAGGGCAGGGGGAAAUAUAAGCUGUCUGCUCAUGUUCCUGUUUAUUCCCAAGAACAGGAAUAAAUGUCUACUUCCUGUAAACACUGCAUACAAGGACUGCUGAGAAGGGCAGGUUGCCUUCUGCACAGAGCUGUCUUUCGUGACUAAGCUCCUAUAAUUCCAUAUUUAAUUCUUGGACUUCCCAGGAGGAAGUGUGAAGCAUUUGAGUCCAAAGAACUUCCCGAUGCUGCCUCUUUCUCAAUACAUCGCCUGGUCCCGGGCGAGGAGCUGCAGCUACUGUUGGAGGUGCAGGAGCUCUUUGCAUUGGCGUACAUCCGUCAGAGGCAAGUCUUUCCUGAGAGGGAUCCCCCAGGACAAGCUGAUGCAACUUGCAGUUGAUGUCUGAAGAAACGUGCUUUGGGUUGCCUGCGUCCUUGCUGAUGUUCUUACAGAGCUCGUCAAGGUGGGAGCUCCCACAGGCGUUCAGGGUGUUAACAGCAAGGGAUUCUGUGUUUGCAGAGCCCUCAGCAAACCGCAGCCAGAAACAAGACCAGCAGUGGUCUGCUCCUUUAACACACUUAACCCAACCAGCAUUUAGAUCCUUUCCCAAAUUGCAAGACAGCUGGAAAGACAGGUGAUUACAGAAGCAACUUUCAUGAGCAUACACAUGUGAUGGGAAAACAGAAUCCUGCUGUUCCCCACUCGUAUGGAAGGAAUUGCCUCCAACAGACAAAACCCCAAAGCCCUUUGUUUUCGGCUUCAUUUCUGAAAUCAAAACAACUCUAUUCUCUUGCAUUGUAACUGUUGGGAAUGUGUGUGCUGCUGUUCAUACACCCCACCCACCAUUUCUGUCACACUUCUUUCUUUUAUCCUUAACGCAAUUCUGUUAUCGUGCUAACAGCUUGGAGCUCAGUAACAGAGUGCUUUAGGGUUGAGAUGUUACUCCUGGAGUUCAUGCAUCCACUUUUCAAUCUGCAAUACUUUCUUUAGUGACCUUGCCUUUACCAUUGUGCCUGGUACCUGCUUCUCUCCUCUCCUUUCACAACUUUUAAGUUUUCAGCAUCUGUUUUGCUGCUAUGAUUUUGGAGGUGAUACCUCUUCUAAGUUGCUUCUCAAGUUUAAAGUCUUUUUCUAGUUAUUAAAAAACAGGUUUUAAAAAGAAAAAAAAAUAAAUAACUCAUUACUUAUUUCUGUUAAAUUUUAUAUAUUUUGUGAACUUUAAUGUGAACAUAUGUUUUAUUAAAAUAUUUAUAUUAUUUGAAACAAUGCAACUUGAAAUUUGCACAGCUAGGAUUUUUUUUUAUGUAUAUUUACUCUUGUGUUGAAAGUUACAAACUUAAAUGUAUAAUUGAAAAACAUUCUCUGAUAUAAAGAAAUAAAUUAUUGAAGGAU
This is a messenger RNA of Gymnogyps californianus (California condor), 4103 nucleotides long. It is a transcript of the gene TNFAIP3, whose product is annotated as TNF alpha induced protein 3. Gene Ontology annotation, molecular function: zinc ion binding; cysteine-type deubiquitinase activity; K63-linked polyubiquitin modification-dependent protein binding. The coding region runs from base 208 to 2634 and encodes 808 amino acids. Gene Ontology annotation, biological process: cytoskeleton organization; positive regulation of Wnt signaling pathway; cell migration. The transcript is spliced from 9 exons. The record is from RefSeq and is a predicted model, not a curated record. Gene Ontology annotation, cellular component: nucleus; cytoplasm. NCBI's taxonomy places the organism in Eukaryota, Metazoa, Chordata, Aves, Accipitriformes, Cathartidae.